AUGGCUUUGGCUUCUUCAAUGCACAGCUUACAGAGAUGUUGUAGCAGCAGUACUGGAAGCCAAAUCCAUUCUGCUUUGGAACCCAACACAAGAUUCAACAAUGCAAAGCAGCCAGUUGUUUUGGAAUUGGUGAAAAAAUUGCCUAUUUCCAGAAGGUCUGCCAUUUUGAUCUCUCUGCUGCCUCCUCUAAUCCUUAUUUAUCCAAACCAGCAGCCAUUGCUGGCUAGAGAGAGACGCAACCGAAAGAAUAUCCCUUUGGAAGAUUACCAAACCAGCGAUAACGGACUUAAAUACUAUGAUUUGGUUGAGGGGAAGGGUCCUGUUGCUGAAAAAGGAUCUAUAGUGCAGGUUCAUUUUGAUUGCGUUUUUCGUGGCAUUACUGCAGUGUCAAGUCGAGAAUCUAAGCUUUUAGCUGGAAAUCGCAUAAUUGCUCAGCCUUAUGAGUUCCAGGUUGGGGCACCACCUGGUAAAGAAAGAAAGCGCGAGUUUGUGGACAACCCGAAUGGUUUAUUUUCGGCACAGGCUGCUCCGAAACCUCCAAAUGCCAUGUACACUAUCACAGAAGGAAUGAAAGUUGGAGGAAAGAGGACUGUAAUUGUUCCUCCAGAAUCUGGAUAUGGCUCAAAGGGAAUGAAUGAGAUUCCGCCUGGAGCAACAUUUGAUCUGAAUAUUGAGCUCUUAGAAGUAAAAUCACCAGAAGGAAAAAAAUAG
Oldenlandia corymbosa var. corymbosa is the source of this 711-nucleotide messenger RNA. Lineage: Eukaryota; Viridiplantae; Streptophyta; Magnoliopsida; Gentianales; Rubiaceae. The record is from the annotation of a GenBank genome assembly.